Molecule: messenger RNA, 2037 nt
Organism: Cordyceps militaris CM01
Lineage: Eukaryota; Fungi; Ascomycota; Sordariomycetes; Hypocreales; Cordycipitaceae
Product: cell cycle regulatory protein (Srw1), putative
Exons: 5
Coding region: 1-2037 (678 amino acids)
Biological process (GO): positive regulation of ubiquitin protein ligase activity; positive regulation of anaphase-promoting complex-dependent catabolic process; anaphase-promoting complex-dependent catabolic process
Cellular component (GO): anaphase-promoting complex
Molecular function (GO): protein binding; ubiquitin ligase activator activity; anaphase-promoting complex binding
Source: RefSeq, a predicted model, not a curated record
AUGUACCUAGCCGAAGCCAAGUUGGCGCGCCUGGUGGCCCAGCGAUCCUGGGCCAACCGCACUGCCUCGCCCCAUAGCCGCCUCCUCCCGCCCCCCAAGUCCCUCCCAGACUUCAACCUCCCUCGCUCCUCAAUCCCCUCGACUUCGCCCACUCUCAACACAGGCCGCCUUUCUUUUGUUCUCGAGCUCGAAAUAGACAUUUGUGCCCGAGGCACUUCUUCGAUCGACUUAAAACAUCCUGCUAUGAGCGAACAAAAGUCUCCAUCCGUCGGAAGUGCGCAAGCAUCCUCGUCACUACAUAGUGGGCGUGGGCGCUUAGAGGCACGCAGCUCUGUCGACGCAAGCUCAGCUCGUCGUAUCCGCAAUGUGCUAGGCAACCAGGAUUCAACGAGGACAGCCCGCUUCGACACAGACUCUAUCGAUAGUGCUUUAGCAAGGGAGAUGCAUCGCCCACACCGUGAAAGCACCCCGGGUGCCAGCCCACGACGAAAGCGCCAAAGGAUCAACGGAGACAGAUUUAUCCCAAGCCGAUCCGGACAGGACUUGCAAGCCAGCUUCAGCUUACUUCACGAAGACGGCUCACCGGCAACGUUGUCAAAGCAAAAGAAGCGCACACCACAUGGCGAGUUGCAUUUCCAGAAAAUAUCAAACGAGGCUAACAGUGUUGCAGCGGAGGAAGCUAAUCGUACAUUCUCAUCACUGCUACGAGCAGAGAUGUUUGAAAGCUCAGUGCCACAGGCACCGUCGUCCCUUUCACCGGACAACUCCCUCCCCAACACCUCAAGAAGAAAUCCUGCGGAUGGUACACGGUCUCACACGCCUCCAAACAAUAAUUCCGCUACUUCUCUUCCAUCAUCACUCACUCCAUCGACUCCGCACAAAAACCUCUUUUCAUACAUGUCUCCUAGACAUCAUCACAUCGCAGGUCAUCCUACCCCCACCAAAACGCCACAGAGCCGUCAUGGUGUGAAUCUCGAUACUCGAGCAGAGAUCUAUAGCCUAUCACCGGUGCGAUUCGGCAGCCAACAAAUGUUGCUCAGCCCUCGACGGCAACCACGCUCGGUCAACAAAGUCCCUUACAAGGUUCUAGAUGCACCGGAGCUGGCUGAUGACUUCUACCUCAAUUUGGUAGACUGGGGUAGCGCAAAUGUACUUGGUGUCGGCUUGGGAUCCAGUGUGUAUAUGUGGAAUGCGCAGACUAGCAAGGUGAACAAGCUUUGCACGCUGGAAGAUGACACUGUCACGAGUGUAUCGUGGAUACAAAAGGGAACUCAUAUUGCAAUCGGUACUGGCAAAGGCCUCGUGCAGAUCUGGGAUGCUGAAAAGGCCAGACGAUUAAGAACUAUGACGGGUCACACGGCUCGGGUAGGAUCUUUGGCGUGGAACUCGCACAUUCUGACUUCUGGCUCCCGUGAUAGGCUCAUCUAUCACAGAGAUGUCCGGGCACCUGACCAAUGGCUGCGGAAACUUGUUGGUCACAAGCAGGAGGUUUGCGGUCUGAAGUGGAACUGCGAGGAUGGACAACUUGCCAGCGGUGGCAAUGACAAUAAGUUGAUGGUGUGGGAUAAGCUGUCAGAAACGCCACUUUGGAAGUUUUCGGACCAUACAGCUGCUGUGAAAGCAAUAGCGUGGUCACCACACCAACGUGGAUUGCUCGCAUCUGGAGGCGGUACAGCGGAUCGACGCAUCAUCUUUCACGACACAACCAAAGGCUCCGUCAUCAAUGAGAUCGAUACUGGAAGCCAAGUUUGUAACCUCGCAUGGUCGAAAAAUUCCAAUGAAAUUGUUUCGACACACGGUUACAGUCAGAACCAGAUUGUUGUUUGGAAGUAUCCUUCGAUGCAGCAAGUCGCAAGUCUAACUGGCCACACAUACCGCGUUCUGUACCUUGCCAUGAGCCCCGAUGGGCGAGUCGUGGUAACUGGAGCAGGUGACGAAACACUCCGAUUCUGGUCUGUUUUCAACCGAAGACCAGGCAGUAAAGAAGACGGAGAAGCCGGCGGUGGUAAACUGGCAGACUGGGGCAUCAUACGAUAG